Patiria miniata (bat star) is the source of this 5483-nucleotide messenger RNA. Its product is annotated as calcium/calmodulin-dependent 3',5'-cyclic nucleotide phosphodiesterase 1A-like. Gene Ontology annotation, biological process: signal transduction. The record is from RefSeq and is a predicted model, not a curated record. Bases 346 to 2610 code for a protein of 754 amino acids. Gene Ontology annotation, molecular function: 3',5'-cyclic-nucleotide phosphodiesterase activity. Lineage: Eukaryota; Metazoa; Echinodermata; Asteroidea; Valvatida; Asterinidae. The transcript is spliced from 16 exons.
UGCAAUUUACCCCGUGGCAUUGUGGGUAGAGUUGCAGACGAUACUGGCUCGUUUCGGCGGGAUUACAUAUCGACAUCGCGUACUGUCGCUGAAAACGUCAUGGAGGCCCGUUUAUUGUGUAGCACAGGCAGGUUGACGGUCGUUGGAGUAGGAACAACAUCCGAAGCACACAACAGCUGUUUGUGCUAGUGAUUCAACAAUAACAACAUGCUGUGGCGAGGAGUUGCACUAGAGGAGGAUAGUGGGUGCUGAGGAAACAACGGCUGACAGUACAGAACCCGUGGAGAUUGUCCUGCGUGGAUUAUAAUACACAGCCUAGCGGGGAGGAGCAGUAUAGAGAGUGGGAUGUAUCCGCGGCAGCUACGGCGGAUGAUCAAACAGGGCCGCCUGCCUGGUAGAGCCCCCCAGGGAAGACGGGGCUCUAGCUCGGCCAGUUCCCGGUCCUCGUCAGGCUCCCGGACUUCGUCUCGUAUACCAAUUGCCAACCCGUCUUCCUCGUCUUUCACGGAAGAUGACCCGGGGAAUGCAGCCUCAAAGAACGGGGACAUUCCAAGGCAAGAUUACAAAAUCUACAAGCGGGCUGAGGGGAAGAGAAAACUCAAGCGACAGGACUCGAAGGAGUUCGACGAGGAAUCUCUGACCAGUCUCGACCUGGCCAAGAUGGAGGAACUCCCGGUACCCACCUCGGCCGAGGCCGUUGCUGAGGCCAUGCUGCGCCUGCGCAGCCUCGUCCUAAGACUAGAAAAAGAGGAAAUUUCUAAGGACGAUCUGAGGAAUAACCUCCAGUAUGCGGUCAAUGUACUGGAGGUUUUGAAAGUCGACCAGAACAGACAGCGUAGCCAUAAGGCUAACCAAUCUCCUCAGCCCAGGAAGACCACUUCGGCAUAUGUAUAUAGGUUUAACUAUCAAGGGGACGAGGAUGACCUCUCAGAGGUCGCGACCGAGGACGUCCCCGAACAGGUACGGCAUUGGCUGACGUCGACCUUUAGCCGGCAAUCGACGAGGUCACGCCUGGGCGAAGAGAAGCCGAAGUUCAGGAGCAUUGUCCAGGCGUUACGGACGGGUCUCUUCAUAGACAGAAUGUUCCGAAGGACGUCGGGCUUACUAGCCACUGCCUUCCCGCCAAAGGUUAUGGAACUGUUCAAGAACCUGGAUGAGUGGUCGUUUGACAUCUUCGCCUUGAACGAGGACAGCGAUGGGCAUGCGCUGAAAUGCACUGCUUAUGAAUUAUUCACGAGAUACGACCUCAUUGCAAAGUUCAAAAUUCCCGUACAGAACCUCAACUGCUUCCUGGAAGCGAUGGAGAAUGGCUACAGUAAGCAUGGCAACCCCUACCACAACCUGCUACACGCCGCUGACGUCACGCAAACUCUGCAUCACAUGCUGGUCAAAAUGGGACUCAUGCACUGGUUGACCGACAUCGAGAUAAUUGCAGCCCUUUUAGCAGCGAUCAUUCAUGACUUUGAGCACACGGGUACUACCAAUGCUUUUCACGUCAACACUUCGUCUGAAAUGGCAUUGUUGUACAACGACCGAGCUGUCUUGGAGAACCAUCACAUCAGUAGCUCCUUCAGAUUAAUGAAGGAAGACGAUAAAAACAUUCUCGUUAAUGUCAAUAAGGACGACUACACGGAGCUACGGAAUCUCAUCAUUGACAUGGUCCUAGCCACCGACAUGUCGUACCAUUUCCAGCAGCUCAAGCAAGUCAAAUCCAUGAUCGGCAUGGCCGACAGCAGUGCACUGGACAAACCUAAAGCCAUGGCCCUGACAUUACACUGCGCAGAUAUCAGCCACCCUGCCAAAGAGUGGAGUCUGCACCAUAAAUGGACAACACUGCUCAUGCACGAAUUCUUCAGACAGGGAGACAGAGAGAAAGAGCUUGGUGUUGCAUUUUCGCCGCUGUGUGAUCGCAAGUCCACCAUGAUUGCCGAGUCGCAAAUAGGCUUCAUAGACUUCAUCGUGGAGCCUAGCAUGAUCGUGUGCUGCGAUAUGAUAGACAGGGUACUCCAAGAACUGCCGUCCAGUGAACCCGAUGAGAGCAGUCUGAAGAGUAAGCGCAACUCCAUCCCGCUGGCGCGUCCCACCAGCACGCCCAGGACGAGUAGCGUGCCAUCGUAUCAGGGCCAACCGAACCGGCCGCCAUCGAGCCCCGGCAGGAUAAGUUUGACUAGGAAGCCCUCGAUCCCCAUGAAGGCCGUACGGAGCUGGUUAGAGCCACUGCAGUAUAAUAAGAACAGAUGGAAGGAGUACGCGGCCACAGAGGUCAAAGGUCAAUCCAGAUUGUCGAAUAUGUCCGAGGAGCACACGAGUGACAUAAGUAUUAAUGAUGUCUUCCCAAAUGACGAAAACAGGGACGCCAUUUCCAAAGACUCUGGCGAGGCCUCCUCACCGAGACGCAACUCGGGUCAGAGGUCAAUAGAAGGUCAAAAGUCACCGGAGGACCCGGCGAGGGCGUCCUCACCUGGUGGCGGCAGCGCCGGAUCGGACUCUAAUAAUUCCGGCGCGAGGGGGCGCACUUCCAAGGGCAUCCCAAGGAGGGUGCCUAGCAACGAGGGCGUGCGCCGCCUGCGACAGGGCGACUCUUCACCGUCAAAGCAGCCUACUGCAUGACGCUAGAAGCAGGAAUCGCCUAUGAAUGGACUUGUAAAAAAACAACACGAAAACUCUUGUAAAUAUGUGGUCGUGUGACGUCAGAUAAUUAUCCACAUCUGAUAAUGAUGAAUAUCUUUACCAAGCGGUUGUGGACGCUACACGAAUGCGUGCUAGAUUUGAGGAUUUCGCAGAAGGAUGCAUCUAUCGUGUGGCACAUAAGGAAUCGCUUGUGUCACAUCAGACGGUCAUCGGUGAUCAUGUCGACCAGCCUGUGAAAGUGAUACAGGCGUCAAGGAGCUAGACGAUUGGACCUUUCUUACAUAACCGGCCAAUCAGCGACGUGGGACGUAGCAUACGUGUACGAUCUACCUUAUAAAGUAAAUGCUAUAAAUCACUAACGUGACUUUGUUAGAAGUAUCUUUCCAUUUCAAUCACUGAAUUUUUUUGAACUAAUUAGUUUAGGCUUUUUUUCAUAGGCAUAAAUUAAAAUACAACUUCCCGGAUUUGUUUGAGACGUUUUCAAACACAAAGACGAUUUUAUGAAUUUAUUUUAAAAGUCAGAUAUAGCUAAUGUUUUGAAUGGUUUAGAGAUCGAGCUAUAUUUUUGUUUUAAUGAUAGAGGGAAUAUUAUUAGGAGCAAGUUGUAAUAUGCAAAGAAAAGUCAACCAUUGAAAUCUCGCGUGAAUGACAAGCAGGCUGGAGAUGGCAGCGGAUUUCACUGCAGUUUAUGUGCCUCAGAAAAUAGGAAUGUUUAAAUGAAGGGCUCACAUAUAGGGCAUAUCCAAUGCACACCAUAAAAUAAUGUGAUCGUUUUCAUGUCAUUGCUCAUCUGUUAGGAUAAAACACUCACAAAUGGUCGGCUCGGAGGUCCGUCUUGUUUCUAUAGUUGCAACAAUUAGAUACUCAGUACAAAACACCAUUUAUUUUUAAAGUUAUAUAUGAAGGGGUUUUACGAAAGGUUUCAAGCUAUUUUAUCAUUCUUUAUUUGUAACUUUACUUUCUGUAAAUAUUUAGAAAGCACCAAUUUAUAUGAACUCCAAGAUACUUGUACAGGUCAUGUUUUUAAGAAGAGAGCUGACUUAACUAUUACGUUUUGUAUUCCCCGGUUAGAGUUAAUUGUAUUCACUGAAGGUAAUACUAAGGUAAAGAUACAUCCUUCCUGGACUAUAACAUGUUAAAAAAAAAAUUAUAUGCAAACGGUAACAUACGUGAUGUUAGGCGUUUGUAACAACAUCUUAGCUAUGAACCUUUUAUGCAUGAUUAGGACCCAAGACCGACGUAGAGGUAGCUGCCAUGAAAUUUAGCCUAUGGGAGAGGAGCCCCCUCAAGAGGCCGAAAUGAGAGCGAACCAAUAUUGACCCAGUUUGUCAGAUAUCUCGAUGCAACGGCAGCAUGAGGCUGCACGCAUGCGCGGUUUCAUAAAGUUCCUUGUAUCUUCGAGUACGUUUUCCUGUUUAUAAGUCAUAAAUUAAAAAUAAUGGUAAAAUUUUGGAAACAUUUGAAAGAGAUAAUUCUAUACAUCAAAUUUUUUUUAGUGGUAACCCGUUUUUCUCGUCUUCCUGAAUUAUGGCAGGUUCUCGUCAUUGCUAAACGAGCCUUUCGUCAAAGAUUUGAGCUUCAACGUUAAUUUCAGAUCUCUCAGAAGCAAAUUAUACAGAAAAAAAAAUACCCUGCUAUCUCUGAUGAAAAUGAUUUGGAUUUUUGGAUUUUUUUUCUCCCCAAAUUGCAAUCUGUUUAUGAAGUAUACAAUUCUGUGCUGCAUUUUAUGGUAGUAGGUAUAUAAUUUCGUGGUAGCAGAUUGGGAUGUGCAAAGGAGGUACAUUCAUCGCGUGAUUGCAAAAUACAAAGCAAGUGCAAUUUUCAUCGUUGCCAUUGCAUUGCAUACGCAAUACGCAAUCCAAUUGCCAGCACACAUGAAACAAUGGACAUCUGUGCGAUCAAUUGAAAUGCUUGUGGGUGUGUGUAUUACGUUCAUUCAGGAUGGUUGGGCGCGCGAUAUGCGUUUCCUCCUCUUUAUUUCUCUUUGUAAACCAAAACGCAUCACGCUUGCUCCAAUUGUAAACAAACAAGAAAGUGCCGUUAUAACUUCAGUUAGAUUCUUCUGUGCUUGGUAAUUAUAUUAUUAUGUCGAAAACAUUACCUUUUUUAAAGUAUUUUCAUUUUACUUAAAUUCGUAAGAUAGUUCAAAUUUCAAACUCAAUACUUUUAGAAGUUAUGGGCUGAAUUCUACUGGAAAAUUAGGAACAUUUUCAUUCAAAGGGACCCUUGUUUGUGUGUGCAAAUGUCCGCGGUAUUCUUUCAGGCCGUACAUCGGUGAGAUGAUGAGUGCGCAUGCGUAGUGAAAAAAAAUUACUUAAUAGGGAUACUAACACAGCAUUUGUUUUUAACUAUUCGGAAAUUGCCCAGGAUAGCCCACGACUCGAAGUCUUUUGACUUAUUUUCAGUAGGGUCUCUUGGUAGAAUAUGUGGAAGGAAAUUACAGUUUUAGCGGUGGGAGGAAAGGCCCAGAAUGACAUUCUAGGGAAAACCCACGGAAUCAGGCAGGGACUAAAAACCCAAUUGGCCCAGGCGGGAUUCGAGCCCGGGUCACAGCGGUGGAAGGCGAGGAAAGCCCCGCUACCCCAACGUGAUCCAUAUGCGCAUGCGUAGGACAAACUCCACCGGUUGAGCACUACACCUGCGAAAAUAGCACAGAUAGCGAAAAUGAUUUACCACCCCCGGGUUCUACUUGUAUAUUUUAAUCAAAUUGUAGAAGAAAAAAAUGUAAACGGAAUAAAAUAGCAACUCCUUUUAUUGUAUUUGGAAUAGUUAUAUACCUAUAAAUCUAUAAACAAUUUAUUAACGAUGUUUAAUUACGUGAAGAGCAUAAAGUUAACGGAAGGGGGAAAUGA